AUGGAUGCUCAUACAUUGUCGCAUGCAUCAACCCUCCUCGCUCGAUCUGACGACUCGAGCGGUCGCCCAAGCUAUUACAAGGCCAUCGGAGUUUCCUUAGCAGUUGCAUCAGGUGUCUUCAUUGGAAUAUCAUUUGUUCUGAAGAAGGUGGGUCUUCUCAGAGCAAAUGUCAAGUACAAUGAAGAGGCAGGAGAGGGUUAUGGAUACCUGAAGAACUUCUUCUGGUGGACUGGAAUGACUUUGAUGAUUAUUGGCGAGAUCUGUAAUUUUGUCGCAUAUGCUUUUGUCGAUGCUAUUUUGGUGACUCCUCUCGGUGCGCUGUCGGUAGUCAUCACAACGAUCUUAUCGGCAAUCUUUCUCAAGGAACGACUCAGUUUUGUUGGUAAAGUCGGAUGUUUUUGCUGUAUUAUUGGAUCGGUGGUGAUUGCCAUGAAUGCACCGCAGCAGUCUUCCGUCAGCAACAUCCAAGAAAUGCAGCAUUACGUUAUUUCACCUGGGUUUUUGACAUAUACGGGUAUCAUCAUUAUUGGUGCAAUCUUCACUGCACUUUGGGUGGGACCUCGGUAUGGCAAGAAGAGCAUGUUCGUCUAUAUCAGUAUUUGCAGUAUGGUCGGUGGAUUGAGUGUUGUGGCUACCCAAGGUCUGGGAUCAGCUAUCAUCGCCUGGAUUGGUGGUGACCCGCAAUACAAGCAGUGGUUUCUUUGGGUGUUGUUGGUCUUCGUGGUCUGCACUCUCCUAACAGAGAUUAUCUAUUUGAAUAAAGCAUUAAACCUCUUCAACGCCGCCCUCGUUACCCCGACCUACUAUGUCAUGUUUACCAGUGCCACCAUUAUAACGUCUGCCAUUUUGUUCCGAGGUUUCAAAGGAACCGCAACCGAGAUCUCGACUGUUAUAAUGGGCUUCUUACAGAUUUGUGCUGGUGUGGUGCUUCUACAAAUAUCGAAAUCUGCAAAGGAUGUACCGGAUGCCGCGGUGUUCAAGGGUGACCUGGAUCAAAUUCGUGAAGUUGUCACACAAGAGGAACCCGAAUCGGAGCCCAGAGCAGACUCAAUCCGUGGCGCUGCUUCUAUCAUUCGCCGCAUAUCGACUGCACGUCGCACCAUGGAAACCGAAGAGGCACGACGAUUUUUCCAUGACAAGCAUGAGGAUACUCUUAAACCACCAAGUGAAAAUGAGAUUUUUGAGUGGGACGGCAUCCGCAGACGGAGAACUGUUGUUGGAGAAGGGCCAACAAUGUCUCGUACAUCGACCCCUCGAACACCUUCAAUUAAGCAACCAUUUCCCCCUCUCGGAAUGUCCCGUUUCCCCGACCCAGAUGAUGUGGAUGAGCAUCGACCCAGCACCAAACAGAGCGGACAUUCGUUCUUCACUGACUUCCGCUCUCGAGCCUCAAGCAUGCUCAACCCCCAGUGGACUCCACUAGACGAACAAAAUGAGAAGCACACAGGCUUAACUGAUAGUCCUGUUGAAGCAAACUUUCCAGAACAUCUGGACGCCCCCAAUCGAGUUGGUCGUGAGCGAAGCGACACUCCCCGAUCUAUCUCAUGGGCCGAUGAGAAAGCCGAAACCCCGGGUCUUGAGCCACCAGCAAACGCAGCUCGUCAAUUCUCCUUCCACACAAUGUUCCACCGCACAAAAGCAGAACGGUCUCCAUCUCCCAAGCGCAAUGCUAGUCCACCCCGCGGUAUUCUGCGCCGGACCAACGCGCAAAUAAACAAUGGAACCGAAGAAGAGCAACUUGGCCUCGUGAAAGGAGAUUCUCGCAUCGCGCCGCCUGAGGAGAACCUCGGAGAGAAAAUAGAACGCUGGUCAAGCAGCGAGUCAGAGAUGAAUGAGGUCCAGCCGCAGCCUCUGCAAAUUAGUCGCCCUCACGGCGACUCCGUGUCUAGCAUGUCGACAGCAGCUUUUCCACCAUACGAGGAUAACCACCACGCCCUCUACUCUGCACCGGGUGCUUCUGCAUCCAACCCCUACUAUCUUCCAUCUACACGGAGAGAACUCACAUUACAAGAAAAUAUCGAUGAGUACGAGAGUGUACAGUUGCAGCCACCAGGCUCUCGCAACCGCAACCGUACCCGAACAAACUCAUCACACGGCAACGCUCCUCCACCCGCCUACUCCUCCUUCUCAACCCACCGCCGUCCUAACCCACUGCCUCCAUUGCCUGAUGAGACAACUCUCGGAGUGAGAACUGUCUCAUCGGAUUCCUCCGAUAUGGGCGUCGCCUCCAUUUCUUCUUCAACAGAAGGCCACGACGAAGACAACACAACUGCUCGUCCUUCCUAUCCUUCUCGUCAAAACAGUGGCUGGCGUCGGCAUAUGUCCGAAAUCAGCAGCAAUGACGGUGAUACUUAUGAAGAGCGAGGCCAUAGCCAUGGCCGCGGUCGUGACUGA
Molecule: messenger RNA, 2394 nt
Organism: Penicillium angulare
Lineage: Eukaryota; Fungi; Ascomycota; Eurotiomycetes; Eurotiales; Aspergillaceae
Product: DUF803 domain membrane protein
Exons: 2
Coding region: 1-2394 (797 amino acids)
Biological process (GO): magnesium ion transport
Cellular component (GO): membrane
Molecular function (GO): magnesium ion transmembrane transporter activity
Source: RefSeq, a predicted model, not a curated record